AUGACUCGUCAUAUGGGAGCUCUAGAGAAUCAGUCGCAGCAGAUGAUGACGUUGGCAGCGGAUAAGAGGAAGAGAAAUGGAGGAGAAGACAUCACUUCUGAUGAUGAACUGAGUUUGCCUAAGAACAUACAGCAACCAGGCGGUAUACAGCCAAAUCUCAACGACGCGGGCGAAGUGGAAGAGGGCUGGAAGAAGACAAAGCCUACUAUCACCAAGCACCAUAAUAAUACCGGCCCCUCAAUAAAGAUAGCCGGAAGAGCUGGAAAAUGUGCCAGUCGUGGAAGACCUCAGAAAGGCAGUGAACGAUCACAAACCAUGCCAAGGGUAAGAAAAGCGAAAACCAAGGCACAACUGACAAAAGAACGCAAAGACGCACAAACCGAAUUAAGGACGGCAAUAGAUAAACAGAAGGAGCUUCACUGUUAUAUACAAGAUCUUGAGGAAACAAACCGAAGGCUACGGCAGUCGUUCUUCAUAAUGAAAUCCCACGAUAACUCGCGCAUGAUAUCCGACGAACAAAUUUACAAAUCUUUUUACGCCCUUAUGCACCAGUGCCAAGAGUGGUCCCAGAGAUACAGUGCUGAGACAAUGCCCGGGCCUCAUUGCCUUUCUGCUCUCCAUGAAGCGCAGGAUCGAAUUUUUGCAAAGUCGUGUGUUGAUUUUAGCAAUACACUUACCUUUUGUGAACAACAAAUCCGCUACGGGCCAUUUAUUCUUUUGCAUAUGGUGUUGACCCAUUAUAUUUGUGAUAGGGUGAUUGAGGAGCCGUUUCAUUAUUUCAGAGAUGAGCCCAAAUUAGCCACCAUUCCCCAGCUAAAGGAUUGCCUCGCCGAUAUCUUUCCAGCAGACUAUGACCAUCUUGCCCGCAAAUGGGUCGGACAAACUUUGCAAUUAUAUUGCCCGCUUAGUUUCCCACGCCAACAGCCAAAAACAAUACGUCCUCUAGAAAGGAUAAAAGAACACUGCUACCUAAACAUGGCGUCCACAUUUCUAGAUGGUCCCUGGAAAUGUCUCCUGAAAGAUAUCUCGGGGCAAUGCGAAAAGAGACUUACGAGUCUUUACAGGAUAUUUAGAGCUGCUGGAGAAGCAGCCUUGAUGGCCUGGCAGCAAUGUGAAGAAUUCCAUUGUCUUUCUGCUACAUCACCCAAACUUGUUCAAAACGGAUUCCAAAAUGGGUCGGAAUUCAUGCGCCCACAUCCUGGUAUGCGCCUGAAAGCCGACGACACCGCUCUAGAUGGGAAUAAAAUUGAAUUCGUUGUCACCCCGGCCAUUGUAGCCUAUCGCAGUGUAGACAACUUUGAAAAGGCUCCUAUUUUAUGGUGUCAGGCGAUUGUAUGGGCUACUACUACUCAUAGAAAUCAACUUCCUGCUGGUUCUUCGGAGGCAAAGGCUCAGAAGCUGGAAAAUUGCGAUACACAUAAGCGUAUUUACGCAGCCAACAGCUUUCAAGCGGAGAGCGUAGUUAGGUCCACCCCCUUGCAUAGCAUGCGGACUACCGAAGAGAUAUGCCUUGACUAUGUUCUAAUUGACGAUUCGGUUUCUGAUCACAUGAAUCCCUCAAAAACGAUGGAGAAGAAUACCGAGACAAAUGCCACUGGUAGAUACCCUAAACGCUCAAUGAAGAAGUCAACUUCCUCGUGCCAUAGUGACAGCCAUCUGGAAUUUGGGCAUCCGCAAAAAGACCCUUCAGCUCGUACAAACCAACGGACGGUCUGCGAAAUUUUGGACUCGGAAUGA
Molecule: messenger RNA, 1737 nt
Organism: Ophidiomyces ophidiicola
Lineage: Eukaryota; Fungi; Ascomycota; Eurotiomycetes; Onygenales; Onygenaceae
Exons: 3
Coding region: 1-1737 (578 amino acids)
Source: RefSeq, a predicted model, not a curated record